AUGGCGCGCUGGAGACUUCGGAUGGAAGACUUUGGGCGGCGGCAGGAGGGCGGCAACCGGACGAGCGAAGCCUGGCACCAGCCACGCUGGGCCUCGAAGGCCUCGUCGCUCUCCAAAGGAGACGAGGAGCGGCCUCCGAGCAGCGGAGGUUCGACCCGCUGCCCGUCCUCCGCACGGGGAAGGCACUCGCCCGCUCCCAGCGUGGAGACCAGGGCGCCCUCGCCGAACAGCCCGGCGGCCUCUUGGGCCCAGCCAGCACCGCCAAGCUUGCGAGCCAGCGCUGACACCUGGGCUACACGCGUUGACUCAAAGCAAAGAGGGCAGGAAAAAGACUUUCCCGCGACCUACAGCAUCAAGCAAGGAGAUCUUGCAGGAUCUCUCCUUCCAGAUUAUGAGCUUUGGGUGACUUUGCAUGGCGGGAAUGGCCGCUGGCAGCAGGCCCGUGCUCAGACUCAAUGGGCGCACAUGCUGGUUGAGCACGAGGCAGCUAUGGCCGCAAAGAAGCUGGAGACGGAGCGCCAGCGGCUGCGCCGUGCAGAGGUCGCGCGAAUACGGCGUGCUGAAGAGGAGGAGCUCCGACGACGCGUGGAGGAGGCAGAGCACGACAAGCGACGAAGAAAGGAAGAAGAGCUCCGAUUGCAGAUGCAGCGAGAGGAGGAGGCUCGCCGGGCGAAGCUCGAAGAAGAGCGCCUUCUCGAGCUGAUGCAGCCGAGGAAGUGCCAGAAGUGCGAAGGUUCUGGCCGCUGUGCCAACUGCCAGGGAGAGGGCUCCGUGGACGUGCUUUUCCUCGCGCCGUCGGUGGGUUCCAGGCCGAUGCCCAUCUUGCAGGGCCGGCGCCCCCGAGGCUGCAGGCUCUGUGGUGGAGCCGGCGACGGCGCCCUUCUCCGGGACUUCGUUGCGGGGAGCGGCAGAUGUGACGUCUGCAAGGGCGAGCGCUUCAUCAAGCCACCCCCAGGUGGCUUCAAGACGCCGGCAAAAGCAGAAGCUACACCCAGGAGGACCUCGCGGGAAUACGAGGCCUUGAACGGGUCCAUGCCGGAUGCUAGCGCCUUGAUGUUGCAGGUUUGGAGAAUCCACCUGCAGCGUCGCCUCGCUCCCGUUUGCGCCAUCUCUGGCUUUGCCGCUUCAAAGAGCGACGAGGACGCGGCCCUGGCACAGCGCUCCGGCUGA
Symbiodinium sp. CCMP2456 is the source of this 1170-nucleotide messenger RNA. The record is from the annotation of a GenBank genome assembly. NCBI's taxonomy places the organism in Eukaryota, Dinophyceae, Suessiales, Symbiodiniaceae.